AUGGAUUCGUUUUUUGGAUUUAAUACUAAUCUUUCGGUGGAGAACGACGAGGACGAUGAUGAGCUUGGCAGAAUAUGUCCUCAGGCACGCACAGCCGGCCUGCGUUCGCCACUGCAACGGCGAUGUAAAGAAGACAUUUCGGACGAGGAAGAAUAUGACGCUCUGAAUGAUGAAACGUUCGGUUCGGCGGACAAAGGAGACUGGGAAGACAUUCACGAAAACCUGGUACGGCUGGAACGUGGUAGGAAUGGCAUAGGAGCGAUUUCCUUUCCCGGGGAUGACGAUGACGGUGAUGGUAGCAGUGGCGAUGUGUUGUUCGAGGAUUACGAUCUGGAUUUGCAGCUUUCGAAGUUGACGUGCUACGAUACCAACGAUGAGAGCGGGCGGAGCAGUGCGGUUGCACAGAGCAUUGGCGAUGAGUUUGCGAGCAAGUUACGGUUGGAUCCGAGCAUAUGGGGUAGUCCAUUAAAGGCACAACCUGCAGCACAGCAACAGUACACCGGUCACAAAUCGCACGUAGCUCCAUUCGCCUCGCUUCAGUCGUAUGUCGGAUUUAAACCUCCACAACUUCCAACGUAUCCGAUAGGCGAACAGAAAACUUCACGGCCUCCUCCUGCGUUAUAUCCACCAAUGAAAAUGCUCUCAGUGGAGGAUAUUGAGCGAAGCAUUAUACAGAAUCAGCACCAACAAAACCAACAAUCGUUUCAUUUAUUUCAGAAACAAAUUGCACAACCACAGCAACCUUUGCAAUCGUUUCGUCCAUCAUCAACACUGCCGGUGAAAUCUCGCGAACAUUUUACGGCGGCUAAGGAUGUCAAGACGAUGCCACCCAUGCCGCUAAUUAAUACAUCGAUAGCUCCACCGUUGGGAGUUACGCCCUCGAUGAUGACACCACCACCGCACCUGUUGGCAGCGAGAAACUGUGCCCUGUUUCCGCCGGGGCCGCCACCACCAGCAGCAGCUCCCUUGUUGAACCAUCCGAAUCGUCUUCCGCUUGGCAUAUUGCCGUACAAUAUGUUAGCUGCACGACCGUACUCGACACCAAUCAACAAUCUAGCGAUGCAUCCUGCUUUUCCUCCGCGCUGUCCAUACGGUUCGCCGCUGCAAGGAUUUUUAGGUCCACCACUGAUACAACGCCAUCCAGGACCUCCGGGGCCAUUUCUGCUGCAACGCAGUCCAACUCCACUGCAGAACAAUCAGUUUAACCAGCGUCUAGUGCAGGAAAUACAGCAAAACCAUCCGAUGCUAGCAUUUAACCGACAGCUCGCCAACUCUUUCAACAAUGGAAUGAUGAAGAACGUAUCGCAAAACCAUCCCAGGCCAGCGCCCGUUAAGCAGAUGCAUUAUCAACAGCAGCAACGAUCGUGGUUAUCCAACGGCAUACCGGAAGAUGCUGGGGUACCACCGAGAGAACACGAUGAAUACGCAAACAUGAUGAGCACGCGGGACAAGCAGUGGUUGAUCGGGAUACAGCUGACGCAGCUCAACUCUGAUUUACCGUAUCUGAACGAUUAUUACUUUACCGUUUACAAGCAAAGAUUGGCAGCGGCGAAGGGUGAAAAUGAAAAUCGUAUCUACAAGGAAAACCAACUGAGCCAUCCGUUUACCCAGCCGAAGGAACAUGCCCAGCUGCUACUGCUUUCAAUGCUAACGAAGAACGUCAAGGGUGGAUUGUUGAAUUUGGGUCGAGAACGUAGAAGUUCCGAAUCCAAACCGGCCAGCGGUAUCGAUGGAAAAGAUGGCACGGUAGGUGGUCGUGCAUAUACGCCAUUCCAGUUUGAAAAGUCGCUCGGAAAGUUGCAGUGCGGAAGUGUCACGGCACCGAGGAAGCUUAUCGAUGCCGAUGUUAUGGGAAGUGAUCAGCUGAACGGGAAUGGCGUAACAGCGGCGGAACAAUCGUUGACGCAGCGCAAGGCUCGACAUGUGCUGUUGCUCAUUGAAACAUUGUACAACCUUGUGCUUAAGCUGGAAGAUAAGCUUAACCCGACCGCCAUAGCCGCUGCCGCUUUGUUGCGUGAAAAGAAGUUACGCGAACAGGACAUGCUUUGUGACGCUGCAGGUACCAACGAUGGUUCCCGCGGUCAGCUACACACGUCGGGCGGAACGGAUACGAAGUGCGAUGGAAUGCUAGCAGAGUUGGAAGUAUCAUUCGAAGAUCUAUCCACUUCCCUGAUAGGUCAGCUAACGCAGGACAAAAUUACAUCCAUACUCGGUGUACGCAAGGGUCGCAUAUUACUCCGGCGUUCGUUGGCUGUUCUUCAUGGCCAUGCUGCUCGCUGGACGUUGUGGGGUAUGAUUUUUACCGCGCUGCCCUGCCUGGCCAAACGGGAUCGUGACGACGCGGAGGGUCUGCUGUUGACACUGUUCAGUGAGUUUGAGCGCCAGAUUCGGUAUGGCACGAUAACGGAUUUGCUGCAGGUGGCGAAAACGAUCGGUUCUUCGUGCAAGGUGAUGCAAUGCAUCGUCAGCAGUAAAUUUCUGCUCUCCUGCAUCAUCACCAUAAUCUUUCAGAUGGAAAUGUUUUGCGGCAAAAAUCCGGCCACACUCUUAAGCGCAUCGCAGGACGACUGGUGGAUAUCAUUCCUGGCGGACGUGAACAGCGUAGUAAGGGAUACUAGCCGACCAGCGCACAGCAGCGUUGCGAUAAAUCCUGAUAACAAUAUCGUUCGCACGCUACGGGUUCACUUUGCACGCUUCGGCACACGUGUGGACGGGACGGAUCUGCUAAACUUCAUUACCGAUAAUGGGAAUAGCAAGCAGAGAUCGGGUGCGGCCAGAAAACAAUCAUUACAAGAAUCAAACGUCACCAAAUGA
Molecule: messenger RNA, 2814 nt
Organism: Anopheles marshallii
Lineage: Eukaryota; Metazoa; Arthropoda; Insecta; Diptera; Culicidae
Product: protein PAT1 homolog 1-like
Exons: 1
Coding region: 1-2814 (937 amino acids)
Biological process (GO): deadenylation-dependent decapping of nuclear-transcribed mRNA; P-body assembly
Cellular component (GO): P-body
Molecular function (GO): RNA binding
Source: RefSeq, a predicted model, not a curated record